UCUCUCUAAAAACUAAUUAUCUCUACUUUCCAAAUAUAUUUCAUAAGGCUACUAAAUGAUUGAAACUAAAAAUGAUACUAUUACUCUUGCAUUCACAUCACCAUAAAAUAAAUGCUCUAUUGGUGUUGGUGCCAUUAUUAGAAAAAAUAAUCAAAUCUUAUUAGUCUAAGAAGCAAAUGGACCUGCAAGAUAUUCUUGGGCUUUCCCUGCUGGUUUACUUUAAGAAAACGAAACCAUUUAAGCUGGAAUCAAAAGAGAAAUCUAAGAAGAAAUUGGAAUUGAUUCAUUAUUUAAAUCUAUUAUCUUUUUUGGAUAAUAACCUCUAUCUCGAUGGGGAAAAUAAGAUUUCUAUUUUGGAUGUGAAGUAGAAAUAUUUUAAAAUGAUUUUAAAAUAUGUUAAUAUGAAUUACUUGAUUGUAAAUGGUGGAACAUUGAUCAAAUUCAUUCAUUAUAAUUAACACCAAUUACCAGAAUUGGCUUACCUUAUAUAUUAUGA
Messenger RNA from Paramecium sonneborni, 496 nucleotides. NCBI's taxonomy places the organism in Eukaryota, Ciliophora, Oligohymenophorea, Peniculida, Parameciidae. The record is from the annotation of a GenBank genome assembly.